UCCCCUUCCACAAGUCAAGUCACAAAGUCCUCACCUCCACCACCACAACGUUCACUUUCCUAAUCAAGAGAAGAUUACAGAAGAAGAAGAAAGUUUACACAAUAAAAACCCUCCAAUCUUCCCAUCAUUAAGUCAAAGCAAACCUCAAUCACCAUCAUUAAUUGAAAAGUACAAACCACAUUCACUUCCGAAUCGGUCUCUCUCUGUUUGUGUUUGUGUUUGUGUUUGUGUUGUGUUUUUGUUUUUGUUUUUGUUUUUCUCUUCAUGAGUCAUGAAGUCAUCAUCAUCAUCUUCUCUAUCUUCUGAUAAACUUCAUCAGUACUGUAUCAAAAAAGACAAAUGGUUCGACUUGGGUAGUAAACCCUCUCCCUUCUUCCUCUUGUGUUCACUAGGUCUAACCUUAAUUUUUGGUUUCUUCAUCCUCCAUUCUCCAAACCCAUUUAAAGUUCCCAAUCAACAGACUGUCUUUGUCAAACAUCAUCAAAAUGAUGAUGAGAAGUGUGACUUGUUCAAGGGUCACUGGGUACCAGACAUGAAUGGGUCUCUGUACACAAACUGGAGUUGUCCAACGAUCCCAGACUCGAAGAAUUGCUUCAAGAAUGGAAGAGAAGAUGCAGAUUUUGUGAAUUGGAGAUGGAAACCAGAGCAAUGUGAUCUUCCAAGGUUUGAUCCUAAGACAUUUUUGAGGAUUGUUCAAGGUAAAACAAUGGCAUUCAUAGGCGACUCGGUUGCAAGAAAUCAGAUGGAAUCACUUCUCUGUCUCCUGUCCAAGGAAGAAAUUCCAAGAGAAGUUUACAAGGACUCAGAAGACCGGUUCCGAACGUGGCACUUCCCUUUCCAUGAUUUUACUCUCAUGAUCCUAUGGUCCAAAUUCCUGAUAAAAGGCAAGGAGAGAGUGAUCAACGGUUCAAACACCGGCAUUUUUGACUUACAACUUGACAGAAGCGAUGACAAAUGGGCCCAAAAACUUCCCAACAUAGACUAUGCCAUCAUUUCAGAUGCGCACUGGUUCUUCAGAAAACUUUACCUAUACGAAGGCAAUAAUUUAAUAGGUUGUGUGUAUUGCAAUGAACCAAAUGUCACUGAUCAUGGUCUCGGCUUUGCCCUACGAAUGUCCUUCCGUGCAGCCCUCAAUCACAUCGAUCAAUGCGGAGAGUGCAGGAGCAAGAUGGUAACUUUGUUGAGGACUUUUUCACCGGCCCAUUUUGAGAAUGGGGCAUGGGACACCGGAGGAAGGUGUAAUAGGACUAGUCCUUUGGCCGGGGAUGGGGUGAAAUUAGGAGGUGUUGACUUGGAACUUAGAAGAAUUCAAUUGGAAGAGGUUGAAAGGGCAAAGAAGAGAGGGGAGAGGCGAGGAAAGAAAUUUGGAGCGUUGGAUGUGACGGGGGCAAUGAUGGUGAGGCCUGAUGGACACCCGGGAUCUCACUGGGGGAAUAAAUGGAUGAAGGGUUACGAUGAUUGUGUUCAUUGGUGCUUGCCUGGACCUAUUGAUGCUUGGAAUGAUUUUUUGAUGGCUGUGCUAAAAAAGGAGGCUGGUUUAUUGGUAUAAACUUAUAGUCAACAUUCUUGCACAUAUUCCUACAUGAUCUAUACAUAGUCCUGAAAGCUGAGAGAAUUUUUAAUUUUAUUUUUUGGAGCUAAAUAUUGAUAUAUGCUUGUUAUAUUCCAUUACAAAAUAAAGAGGUUUGUACACAUUUUAACGCAAUUCAUCUUAUAAUAUUGUGAAGUUUCUCUGAAAUUAA
Camellia sinensis is the source of this 1742-nucleotide messenger RNA. It is a transcript of the gene TBL22, whose product is annotated as TRICHOME BIREFRINGENCE-LIKE 22. Gene Ontology annotation, molecular function: O-acetyltransferase activity. The record is from RefSeq and is a predicted model, not a curated record. Gene Ontology annotation, cellular component: Golgi apparatus. NCBI's taxonomy places the organism in Eukaryota, Viridiplantae, Streptophyta, Magnoliopsida, Ericales, Theaceae.